Miscanthus lutarioriparius is the source of this 507-nucleotide messenger RNA. The record is from the annotation of a GenBank genome assembly. NCBI's taxonomy places the organism in Eukaryota, Viridiplantae, Streptophyta, Magnoliopsida, Poales, Poaceae.
AUGCAGGCAUCUAGGGCAAGGCUUUUCAAGGAGUACAAGGAGGUACAGCGAGAGAAGUCAGCUGACCCUGAUAUCCAAUUAAUAUGUGAUGAUUCUAACAUAUUCAAGUGGACUGCUCUUAUCAAGGGCCCUUCUGAAACACCUUAUGAAGGUGGUGUGUUUCAACUUGCAUUUGCAAUUCCAGAGCAGUAUCCUCUGCUGCCUCCUCAAGUUCGAUUUUUGACCAAAAUUUUCCACCCAAAUGUGCAUUUCAAGACAGGUGAAAUUUGUCUUGAUAUAUUGAAGAAUGCAUGGAGCCCUGCAUGGACCCUUCAGUCUGUUUCUAGAGCGAUAAUUGCUCUGAUGGCCCAUCCUGAACCAGACAGCCCACUUAACUGUGAUUCAGGCAAUCUCCUGCGGUCGGGUGAUAUUAGAGGCUAUCAAUCAAUGGCCCGCAUGUAUACAAGGCUGGCGGCCAUGCCAAAGAAAGAUGGGAGAAAUCCUGGAUUCUCGAUGGUUUGUCUGUGA